Molecule: messenger RNA, 1883 nt
Organism: Anopheles moucheti
Lineage: Eukaryota; Metazoa; Arthropoda; Insecta; Diptera; Culicidae
Product: F-box only protein 9
Exons: 3
Coding region: 408-1643 (411 amino acids)
Biological process (GO): SCF-dependent proteasomal ubiquitin-dependent protein catabolic process
Cellular component (GO): SCF ubiquitin ligase complex
Molecular function (GO): protein binding
Source: RefSeq, a predicted model, not a curated record
UCGUGCAAUGGCCCGCUGCAAAAAAGUGAAUCAUUUUGCGUAAAAGCUGCCCAGUAACAAAAUUUAACUAUUUAUUUUUAAAUAUAGAAAGGCGGUUGCUUUUUCUUACCUCACGCAUAGUGUAAGCGGACUAUGGCCAGUUGGUUGCAGUACUCGGAUCGUGUGCAUUCGUCGUUUAUUUGUCAGAAUUUUAUCCACAUUACCAACCUGUCGCAAUCAUCCAGCUUCUCUACAGUGGUUCGCUACAGUGACCGUGAACUAGCACGAGCCCGCGACGUUCACCUUUCGAUGAUAACAGUUUGAGCUAUUUCUAACGUUGGAACCGCCAUUAGUGUAACCAAUUGCUCAAGUACUGAACAGUAAACUUUCACUCAUCCAAAUCGGUUUGCCAUCCUUCUCUGUCUCCGAUGGAUUCCACAUCGAGUGAUGCCGGCAAGGAAGAUGACGAUGAAAGUUCGUCCUCCUCAUCAAGCGGAUCGGAAGCAACCACACCGAAGCGUUCCGAGUUGGAUGAUUUCCGCGCCAAAUGGCAGCAGGAAUUGAAAAGAGAACAACCCACGGCCAACCAGCCGGUUGUGGCCGUUGCUACGACCGUGGAAAACGAUUCCAUCGAGCAUCAGGCCCGUACACUGUUCCAGCAGGGCUCGGAGCUGGAACGAAGCGGUAAAGUGUUCGAAGCCAUGCGACUCUAUCGCCGUGCCACGCAGCUCGUACCGGACAUCGAGUUCCGUGUGUAUGAUAAAAAGCACAUAAAGCCGCAGGAAGAUGACAGUCAUGCGAACGCACGAAUCGUCGAAGGAUUGAUGGAACGCAUGAUGGAGGCAAAUAUAGACGAAGACGAGGAAAAUCUGGAGAACGUCGAUCUUGCUUUACGCUUCCAAACGCUAAUGGCCCGUUCAGGGAAACUUUUCGAACGGGCCAGCGGUGACCGUAAGCUGAUUGUAACUGCGGCUCACUUUUCAGACUUGCCGAUGGAACUUAUCCUGUACAUUCUGCGCUGGGUUGUGUCAAACGAUUUGGACCUGAAAUCGCUCGAACGAUUCGCCUCCGUUUGUCGUGGGUUCUAUCUGCUUGCGAGAGAUCCAGAAAUAUGGCGCCAUGCCUGCAUGAGAAUUUGGGGUGUAAAUCUGGGUGUGCUGAAGGGGACAACGUUCAAUUCCUGGCGCGAGAUGUACAUUAACAGACCACGGAUACUGUUCCACGGAUGUUACAUCAGCCGGGCCAGCUAUCUACGUUCGGGCGAGAACAGUUUCCAGGAUCAGUUCUACCGCCCGAUCCAGCUCGUAGAGUAUUACCGCUACUUUCGCUUCUUUGCGGACGGCAAGGUCCUAAUGCUAACAACGGCUGACGAGCCACAGCAAUGUGUCGUUAAGCUGAAGCCCCGAAGUCCCGCACAGAAUGAAAUACUGCGUGGACACUAUCGGUAUGCUGAGGAAGUUGCACGACGACAUCGUAAUCGUAGUCAUUCAACGCAACCGGCCAUCGGCGCCAGCACAAAUGCAGCGCCCGGGUCGCAGGGUGCGCGAAAUCGAACCAGAAUUUGGGCAGCAAACGUUCCUGAUGGAACUGCAGAUCGUAAGCACCGCCAAGCGGCCAUUCAGCCAGCUGCACUGGAAGCAGUACACAAUGGUGCAGCAGCGUAACAACCAGGAGAAAACGAGCCAGUUCGAGCUAACCACCACCAAAUAUCCACCGAUGUACUUUUCGCGUGUCAAGAGCUACCACCUGGAAUCGGAAGGACCAUUGAAGUAGACACGCCCGAUACAUCGGGGCAGCAUGGACCGUGUGGGCGUAUGCUCUUUGCACACGGAGCAUAAACACGUGCAACAAACACAUCUUACAUACACCCAGAGAUAUAGUGGUUUAUUUUGUGCAUAUUUUUU